CUCCUCUCACAGAACAGGGUCUUCUCAUCGAGCGCAUCGCAUCUCUGGGAAUUUGCUUCAAUUCGUAAAUAAAUCCAAUUUCUUUUUGAUUUUUUUACGUUUGAUUCUCUUUCUAUUUUCAUUUGCUACUUGAACUGGUUUUCAACCCAAACCUCUCUGCUCUCAAGCCGGUCGAUCCUUUCAUUUCCAUUCAUUUUUUUUAAAGAAAAAAAAAUAGAUAUAACUGAAAUAUCCUCAAGGAUCAGCUGGUUUUUGUGAAGAAAUCGUCCGGAGAGUUUCUGACUUUUACGCAGAAAAAGGAUUUUAAAGGCGUUCCUGCCACAUCUUCAAAAGAUUUUGGAAAAAUGUCCAGUGAAAAGCACCUCAGAACUGAGAUGAAACCAUUGAGCUAUGGUCACGAGGACAGCAGCAGCUCCAACAGCAACGAGUACGUGUACCAGGGAAUGAAGGUCCCUCUGGACAGCCAAUACAACGAUGUGGAAGCAGAGAGCCAGAACUUCCUCCCUGAACACAACCUGGGCAAGAAGAAGUAUGAGACUGAAUAUCACCAGGGAAACGCCUCCUUCGGCAUGUCCGUCUUCAACCUGGGCAACGCCAUCAUGGGCAGCGGGAUCCUGGGCCUGUCCUACGCCAUGGCCAACACUGGCAUCGCCCUGUUUGUCAUCCUCCUGGUGGCCGUCGCCAUCUUCUCCCUCUACUCGGUCCACCUGCUGCUGAAAACAGCCAACGAAGGAGGUGCGCUGGUGUACGAACACUUGGGCUACAAGGCCUUCGGGAUACCUGGGAAACUGGCAGCUUCCUGCUCCAUCACCAUGCAGAACAUCGGAGCCAUGUCGAGCUACCUGUACAUCGUGAAAUACGAGCUGCCCAUCGUCAUCCAAGCUUUUACUGGAGCCAGCGACAAAGAGUGGUACGCUAACGGAGACUACCUGGUGCUGCUGGUGUCGGUGGUCAUCAUCCUCCCGCUCUCGCUGCUCAGAAACUUAGGUUACCUUGGUUACACCAGUGGACUGUCCCUGCUCUGCAUGGUGUUUUUCCUCAUCGUGGUGAUCAUCAAGAAGUUCCAGAUCCCGUGCCCUCUGCCCAAUGAGCUGAACGCUCUGAACGAAACGCUCAAAUCCUCAAACGCCUCCUUGCUCGACAGCAACACCACCGCCACGGACUACAGCGACGACACCUGCCGGCCCAAAUAUUUCGUCUUCAACUCACAGACGGUCUACGCCGUCCCCAUCCUGACCUUCGCCUUCGUGUGCCACCCCGCCAUCCUGCCCAUGUACGAGGAGCUCAAAGACCGCUCCCGCAGAAGGAUGCAGGGCGUCGCCAACGUGUCCUUCCUGGCCAUGUUCAUCAUGUACCUGCUGGCUGCUCUCUUCGGAUACCUCACCUUCAACAUCCACGUUGGACCCGAGCUGCUCCACACCUACGCCAGGUACUACAAGUCCGACGUGCUCCUGCUGAUCGUCCGUCUGGCCGUGCUGACCGCCGUCACCCUCACCGUCCCCGUCGUGCUUUUCCCCAUCCGCACCUCGGUCAACCACCUCCUGUGCCCCACCAAGAACUUCAGCUGGGUCCGCCACACUGCCAUCACCGUGGGACUGCUGGCCGGAACCAACGCCAUGGUCAUCCUCGUCCCGACCAUCAAGGAUAUCUUCGGUUUCAUCGGUGCCUCCGCUGCUGCUAUGCUCAUCUUCAUCCUGCCGUCUGCCUUCUACUUAAAACUGGUCAAGAAGGAGCCCAUGCAGUCCAUGCAGAAGCUCGGGGCCGCUGCCUUCCUGGUGUUAGGCUUCCUCGUGAUGAUCGGCUGCAUGAGCCUCAUCAUCGUGGACUGGGUUCACCAAUUCAGCAAUAACAAAAAAAGCGAUGGACACUAAAACUCCCAUCUUUGCUGCUGCAUCCAGCGAGGGAGGAAGAGGAGACGGCUCGAGAUCAAAAACCCACAGAAGAACUAAGAGAAACUCACUCGAUGCUCGACUUUGACUUCCCGAGCAAAUGGACCUUGCCAUUCCAAGAGAAUGUAUUCAAACUUUGUACAGUAUGCUGUUAUAGACCACAAUGAUGGUGUUUGACAUUUUUUUCUCUUUUUAUUCUACAUUUUUUCAUUGUCGUUUUUGAUUGUUUCUACUGUAUGGGCUGUUUUUUUUUUUAUCAUUUGUAGUUACGGUACAGCUGAAAAACAAAUGUUGGUUCGGUGCCUGGUGCGGUCGGCGUGCGCUCAGGUACAUCGUCGUGUGCGUCAGAGUGUGGCCGUGACCUCCUCCAUCUUGCCGAGGGAAUUUCCCGAGAGGCGCCCGACUCAGAGGAGAACAGUUCCGUUCCUUCCGACGUUUUUUUUUUUGUUAUUUUUUAAUUACUUUGCCAAAAAUGUAUUUGUAAAGCAUCUUUGUAUAUUGAAAAAGAAAAAAAGCACUUACCGUUAGCACAUUUGUCAGUUUACGGGCGAGGUUCCUGCGGCGCCACCUGCUCAGUAUUCGUUCCGAGGCCGCGUGGCCUCGCUCGUAGCGUCAGCUAGAAUCAGUCCACAGAACCUGCCUUGUCAAAGCCGACACUGGGAGCCGCCGCUGGGCGUGUGGGGAUGGGGGGGGGUGCUCUCGCACAGGGACACCCCCCUCAAACUGUAUCUCACUCUUGUCUGACCUGCUGAAGUGAAGAUCUCUCAUUGGUACCGCAUGUGCGGCGGCGACACUACUGCUUCGAGCCUCCUGGUUCCGCCUCCGACGGAGGGGGGGGGAAACUUGACAUUUUUUCUUUAUGGGAGAAGACUUUGAAUUUGACCACAUGCAGUGGUUGUAAUAUAACCUGUUACACUUGCAAAUGGAAACAUACGAUACUUUACAACAACAAAAAGAAACUGAGAAGUCAGAUGCGCUUUGAAACACCGACAGCCAGACGAGGAGUGGGGGGUGGGGGGGGGGCUGAGAAAGGCAUCGCAAUACUGUGAGUGUUUCCAACGUACGGUUGUGCAGUUUUGUGCAUUUUGAACUGUUUCACAAACACGAGAGCCGAGAGCCUGUCGUCAGACGGCGCACUGUGCUUCCAACACCUAACACAUUGUUGUCCAUCAACUAUUUAUGGAAGACCGUGAAAUCAAUGUAAUUUAAUCUAUUUUACUAUAUUUAUAUAAUAUUGUAUGUAUAUAUAUACAUAUGUACAUAUAUAUCUAUUGAGUUCGACUGUGUAUAUACGCUUUGUGAUUUGUUUGUUUUUUGUUUUUUUUUUUCACAACGUUGCAUUUGGAGCUGUAUAACAAAUGAGAAGAAAAAAAAAAAGAUCCUCAGUAAGUGAAUCGGUGACACUGAUUUUGCUUGAGCGGUUCUUCUGCGUUCAGACUGGAAAUCAUCUUGGGAGUCUCUUGUUACACGAUACGCUCCCAGGCUCGACUCAACACCCCCCCAACGUCCCCCCGCCCUGAACAAAAACCCGCAUCAGCAAAAACUUUCUGUUCGGUUGGAGAGUACGUCAACCACCUCUUGACCUCAGGAGCAAAGAGGGCUUCUGCCCGCCAGUGUUACACUCUUGUUUCAAUGAAACACUAUGUAUAUCCUGUAAUUAUUGUCAAAUUAAAAUCUGAAAUAACCUA
Molecule: messenger RNA, 3577 nt
Organism: Salarias fasciatus (jewelled blenny)
Lineage: Eukaryota; Metazoa; Chordata; Actinopteri; Blenniiformes; Blenniidae
Product: sodium-coupled neutral amino acid transporter 2-like
Exons: 16
Coding region: 345-1871 (508 amino acids)
Biological process (GO): L-glutamine transport; amino acid transmembrane transport
Cellular component (GO): plasma membrane
Molecular function (GO): L-glutamine transmembrane transporter activity
Source: RefSeq, a predicted model, not a curated record